AUGGAAACUUUCAACCUGCGUUUGAACCCAAGUAAGUGUGCUUUUGCUGUCCAGACAGGAAAAUUCUUAGGGUUCAUGAUGACGGGGCGGGGGAUCGAGCCAAACCCCGAGAAAGUUAGAGCGAUCAUGGAGAUGCAACCCCCCCGGUCGGUCAAAGACGUUCAACGACUGACCGGUCGACUAGCAGCACUCAGUCGUUUCCUGUCUAAAUCAGCUGAGAAAUCUAUACCUUUCUUUCAAAUAUUGAAGAAGUCUAAUGGGUUCGAAUGGACACCAGCAUGUCAAUCGGCGUUCGACGACCUGAAGGCUUACUUGAGUUCAUCACCAGUUUUGUCCAAGCCGGAGAAAGAUGAGACACUCUCCAUCUACUUGGCAGUUUUUGACCGGGCGGUCAGUUCAGUGCUCGUACGGGAGGAAACCAAGGGAGUCCAUAAGCCGAUCUAUUAUGUCAGUAAGGCUCUCCAAGGACCAGAGUUGCGAUACACCAAGUUUGAGAAGACCGUAUUUGCACUCUGGGUGACCGCCAGGAAACUUGCAGCCUACUUUCAAGCCCACCCGGUUGUAGUUUUGACCGACCAACCACUUGGAACGAUUCUCAGAAAUCCAACGUCGUCGGGGCGGCUGAUCAAAUGGGCCAUGAUGCUUACCCAGUUUGCGAUUGAGUAUAGGCCGCGCCCUGCCAUCAAAGCUCAAGCGUUGGCGGACUUCAUUGUUGAGUGUACCGCGCGGGACCCGGAGCCCGACCGCUCGACUGCCUUGGAGGAACCAUGGUGGGAAGCCUCAACUGACGGGUCGUCCAGCAAGAAAGGAUGCGGCGGAGGAGUCGUGCUUACAUCUCCUGAAGGUUUCAAAAUUUAUCAAGCUUUGAUCUUUAAGUUCCGACCCACCAACAACGAAGCAGAGUAUGAAGCACUCUUAGGCGGAGUACGGUUGGCUAGGCAGAUGAAGGCCGACCGACUGAGGUUACGGUCGGAUUCCCGGUUGGUGAUCGGUCAACUAUCUGGAACGAUCGAAGCAAAGGAGGAACGCAUGAUACAAUACAAGGACGUUGCCCUAGAGUUAUUACAACAGUUCGACAAGUAUGAGUUGAUCCAGGUGCCCAGAACGGAGAACACAGACGCUGACAUGUUGUCCAAAUUGACACAGGAGGCCCCUGAGUACGUGUCUAAGAUCGCACGAAUUGAAGAGAUCGGGUCGCCGAGCAUUGAUGUUAUUGAGGUCCGACCGGUUGAGAUAAGCGAGCCAGAUUGGAUGUACGAUUUGAAAAAUUACAUUGCUAAUGGCACCUUACCAGAUGACACCACCAGGGCGAAGAAGGUCAGACUGAGAGCACCACGCUUCCAAUUGAUCGAUGGCAAACUCUACAAGCGGUCGUAUGGCGGACCGCUCUUGAGGUGUUUGACCAACGAUGAGGCCAAGAUUGUGAUUGAGGAAGUUCAUGAAGGCAUUUGUUCAGCUCACCAAGGACCAAGGACGCUGGCGCAAAAAAUCAUCCUGCUAGGAUACUAUUGGCCCUCAAUCAACUUGGAUUGCGAACAGUACGUUCGGCGAUGCGCUACUUGUCAAGAAUUUCACCGAUUGCCCGGUCGACCAGCCACAUAUUACCAACCGAUCAGCGAGGUAAUACCCUUUGCAAGAUGGGGAGUUGAUUUGAUCGGAGCAUUCCCAAUGGCAGUCGGUCGGAAGAAAUAUGUGAUCGUGGCCAUUGAUUAUUUCACCAAGUGGGUAGAAGCAGAGCACUAG
Molecule: messenger RNA, 1743 nt
Organism: Ipomoea triloba (trilobed morning glory)
Lineage: Eukaryota; Viridiplantae; Streptophyta; Magnoliopsida; Solanales; Convolvulaceae
Exons: 1
Coding region: 1-1743 (580 amino acids)
Biological process (GO): DNA integration
Molecular function (GO): RNA-DNA hybrid ribonuclease activity; nucleic acid binding
Source: RefSeq, a predicted model, not a curated record